Messenger RNA from Microtus oregoni (creeping vole), 7570 nucleotides. RefSeq names its product low density lipoprotein receptor class A domain containing 4 (gene Ldlrad4). The transcript is spliced from 7 exons. Gene Ontology annotation, cellular component: early endosome membrane; Golgi membrane. The record is from RefSeq and is a predicted model, not a curated record. Gene Ontology annotation, biological process: negative regulation of transforming growth factor beta receptor signaling pathway. Bases 790 to 1710 code for a protein of 306 amino acids. Gene Ontology annotation, molecular function: R-SMAD binding. NCBI's taxonomy places the organism in Eukaryota, Metazoa, Chordata, Mammalia, Rodentia, Cricetidae.
UGCUGUUACACUUAGGCUGGGUCUCCGGGCCGGGAGGAAGCAGGCGUGUGUUGAAUUUCUCUUUGACCCUCACGGUGGAAUAAACAGGAAGCGAAGAGCACCCAGCCGGGCUCUGCACUUGCCUUUGUUGUGGGCUCUGCGCUCCACAGGCUGGAGGAGGCUUCCCGGGACCCCUGCCCGGCGUGCCGUCUGGGCACGGCUGGGGGCGCGCCCUUAAAUCUCCACCAGGAAGGGUGCUGUUAACCUCUCUACCUGCCUGUGUGCUUGCAGCCCUGGACAUAAGCCUGGAAGUCCAAUUGCUUGGUGCUUUGCUGUGAAGUUGGUAGAAGGUUUUAAGGAACUGAGGACUCAGAGCCAGAACAGAAGAAGCAGAGCGCAGAGAGUACCUGCUCCGAACAUCCUGAGAGCCCCUGGUGAGGCUGCGACUGCCUACUUCUUGGGAGAUGCUGGCUGCCAGGAGGCCGAGGAGCCCUUUGUUUUGAGGUGGGACAGCGGGAUUUCAGCAGGACAGCUUCUUCGUUCCUGACCUCACCAUGGCUUCAACUCUCUGGCUGGACGGCUGAUGUGACUGUGUGCCCCACAUGCUGUUGGACUGUGUGCCAUCUAGGUAGUGCCUGCUCACAGGGUGUGGGAGCACAGCCGGCGGGCAUCAGAUGCUCCCCCAAGUUGGACCAGCAGAGUGAUGGACUUGGACAGGCUAAGAUGGAAGUGACCUGAGGCCUUGCCCGGGCGGUUUCUUCACAACAGGACUAGUUAAGAAUUGAAACACAGGCUUGUCUGGGGAGCAGUAUGCCGGAAGCUGGUUUUCAGGCCACAAAUGCGUUCACAGAGUGCAAAUUCACCUGCACCAGCGGCAAAUGCUUGUAUCUUGGUUCACUGGUCUGUAACCAACAGAAUGACUGUGGGGACAACAGUGACGAAGAGAACUGUCUUCUGGUGACUGAGCAUCCACCUCCAGGCAUCUUCAACUCGGAGCUGGAGUUCGCCCAGGUCCUCAUCAUCGUCGUGGUGGUCACCGUGAUGGUGGUGGUCGUCGUCUGCCUACUGAACCACUACAAAGUCUCCACACGUUCCUUCAUCAAUCGUCCCAACCAGAGCCGGAGACAAGAAGACGGCUUGCAGCCGGAAGGGUGUCUGUGGCCUUCUGACAGCUCCGUGCAGCGGCCAGGGGCUUCAGAGAUCAUGUGUACCCCACGGGGCAGGGAUAGGUUUACCACCCCAUCCUUCAUCCAGCGGGAUCCGUUCAGUCGUUUCCAGCCCACCUACCCCUACGUGCAGCACGAGAUUGACUUGCCUCCUACCAUCUCCCUGUCAGACGGGGAAGAGCCGCCUCCUUACCAGGGACCCUGCACCCUACAGCUCCGGGACCCAGAGCAGCAGAUGGAACUCAACCGAGAGUCCGUGAGGGCCCCACCCAACCGAACCGUGUUUGACAGUGACUUGAUAGACAUUUCUAUGUACAACGGGGGACCAUGCCCACCAAGCAGCCACUCGGGCAUCAGUGCAGCUACCUGUAGCAGUAACGGGAGGAUGGAGGGGCCACCCCCUACCUACAGCGAGGUGAUGGGCCACUACCCAGGCACCUCGUUCUUCCACCACCAGCAUAGCAACGCACACAGGGGCAGCAGACCACAGUUUCAGCCGAACAACUCAGAGGGCACAAUAGUACCCAUCAAGGGCAAAGACAGGAAGCCUGGGAACCUGGUCUGAGUCCCUUCAGAGCGCACUUUGCUAGGAGAGAGAAACCUCGGCAGGGAGAGAGAGGCCCGCUGGCCCCCCUGCCACAGUGUUGUCCGGCUUUACGUCGUACAGCUGAGUAAAACCAAAUGUGCAAACACGGUCUUCGUUUCUGAUUCCUAUCCUGGGAAUUGCAUGCAAACAAGACUGAAACAAUACAAACUUGCAUCCGGUUUGACUACAAACAGUGUUCAUCUUGGGGGCAGGGGUGGAGACGGGGCUAGAGAUGGUAUGAGCUUGGCAAAGGGCGUACCAAGGAACCCGAGGAGGUUUGGAAGACUUCAUGAAAGUAAGACCCAUAAAGGUAUUUUUGACCUAUUUAAUUCCAAAAGGAGACUGCAGAUAAAUGAGGCCAGAAUGGCCUGUUUUUUAUAAUUAACUGAAUAAAGAAGGAAGAAUUAUUAUAUAUUAUCACGGGGAAGAAUCAGUCAGUUUGCUUUUUCUCCAAAGGUGUGAAACUUUUAUUUUGUUUUAAAAAUAUGAGUCAAAACUCCUGUUUUGUGUGCCAAGGUAUAAAGUGGAUAGAGGAGCGAGAGGAAAUAAUUUCUGUUGAUGGUAUGCUUUAAGAGUUGCACUAUCGUAAUGUUUAAAAUAUGGACGAGGGAACCUAUGUUGUGUGAAGGUCUGUAUGUUGUCUUGUCACUUAUGGGUGGCUAUUAUACCCAAGGAACAUCCUUGAGAGUCCUACAGAGUCGUACGAGAAAGGGUUUGGGGAAUGUGCCCUGGUGUUUACUGAGUUCCACGCAUUUAACAAGGGGCAUGCUGCAAGGAUCUGCAGCCAGCAGUGCACUACUGCAGUUAUUUGGAGUGGCAGGUGGAAACACCUGCACUGCGCAUCAAGUGUCAUACAGAGCUAGCCUUAUUCCCAGCAGCGUCAGCAAUUUAGACUGUUUUCACUGUAGCAUGAAAUAUAUUCAGAUACAUACCUUAUUUUAUGCAAUAAAUUGUUAAAAAUGCAAGAUGGUUAUUUUGUGUACUGCUGAACUAUGUGGCCUCUCCCAUCCUAGGCAGCUCUGUUGAGUUCUGCAAGGGAUUUUCUGUUCAGCACCUGGCACCAGCAGUCGCCCCCAAGCCCACUUGGUUGUCUAAAUGCCAUACUGGUGAUGGUUCCUUAUGCUUACUAUGCCUCUGGGCCUGACACAGGGACAGAUUUGGCAUAAUAAGCCAUUGCAUAUCACCAGUGUUGCAUGGCAGAGGAAUGGGUGCUGGUGCAGACUCACCUCUGUGCAGCCAGUCUUUGUGCUGUGGUCGGUUAGUAAACAGGUGGUGGGUGAGGACGAGGCAUGGCAGGUAGAAUUACAGCUGGAAAAUGAAGUCAGUUUACUGUUUCUAAUAUUUCUAAACAUUCUUGUGCACAAUAAAGGACCCCAGCGACUUUCUUCUGCAGAUGUAAGAGCUGUUCCUGUAACGGCACCACGGUGGGCUCAUAUGCAGCGGCAGGCUUCUUUCCGGUGGUCUGACCUCUGCACGGAACAGGAAUGCAGAUUCAGAGACAGGUUGACACCAAAUAAGUGUGUGUGACUGUAUGUGUGCCUGUUAUUAUUUUCAGAGGUGAUUAUGGGAAGUAACUAGAGAUUGUUUGAGGCCCCCAGUCCUGUCUGACCCCAGGCGGCUCAUUUCUGCUGAUCUCGGUAGGUAGGCCCCUGGGUUGGUCUGAGACUUGUAAUCUCUGUGGGAUUUACCCAUUUCACACAGUAGCAUCCAAAGGAAUACUCACAGUCAAAAGGAGAGAGGACAGAUAGGCAACAGUUGUCAGUUCAUGCUUGAACACUGCUUGGAAGGAUGUACACAUGAAGGACUCUGGGACUCUGGAGUUGCUUUUCUGUCUUGUCUGGUGACAUUCAGUGGCCUCUCAGGCUACAGGUUAACUGGGCCAAAGAUGACCUUUCCCACUUGCUUGAAGUUUCUGGCUACUGGUGACUGAUGCCUUCAGACUGUGCUUGAAUGGGGCCCUGAGAUUCGAUGGCAGAGGAAGAAGUAGGUGUCCUUGCUGGGAUCUCACUGGUAGAGGACUUGGCAUGGAUGGCAGCCAGGGGAAGGCGAGGUUAUGGCUCUGCCAUUCCAAAUCCUAACUGUAGUUUUGGUGAAGCUGGCAAUCCCACCCUUUGGUUUCAGCUCCAAAUAGCUUCUCAAUCCUUAUUUAGUCUUACUUUUCUGCCAACCGUGAGAAAGCGCUAAGAUCAGAGACUUGUAAAUUCCUCUGGAGCUUGGCAAGCAUAUGGAGGUUUUGUAGAUGCCAGCAGAGCUGACGAAACACUGGGUACCCUAGAGGACUGCCUUUAGUGUACACACAUACACACCACCUGUGACUUUGAAGUCUUUGAGGCUGGGCCUUUUUAAGGAAUUAGUUUAAAAGUCAAAGCUAAGGCCAUAAAAAUGAACAAGGACAUUUCUCUCAGCCCAGGGAGAUUUAGACAGUAGCCUUCUGGUUUACAGCUCAUGCCAUGCUGUCUCCUGGCUCUUAGGUGAGAACAAAGUAACAACUGUGAAGACACAGCUCAGAGUGGGGGCUGUUGUCUUUCAAAAAACCGAGAACCCGAGGGUUCAGUUUAGAAAGCAGUGAGUUUUGGCAAUUGACAAUAGGUUAUAAUGAUUAUUCCCAUGAGGCACUGAAGGAAAUGUUUGCAUGGUUAGAAGGAGCAGUCCUGGGCACGCUGCUCUGACUUAUCUGUUGGCUCGUGGAUUUCCAGGGAUAUGAAACACAAGACCUACAAACCCAUCUACUGGAACUCAUUCUUUUAGCCUGCAUUUGCUUUUUCAGAAACUCUAUAAACACUGAAACAAUAUUUAAUAUGAGAGAUUGUGAAGCCGACUCAUCCAAUUGUUUACUGCCCUCUCCCAUGCCUACUCCACCAGACACACACCUAGCUCACGAGAGAUCACAGCAUGGCAGUGACUAAAACUUACAGGUACACUGCGAGAAUUACACUUUUCCUUAGUAAUUUUUAGCUCUAACUCAAGAGCCAAGGAUGAGGAGCCAAACUGGGAUGGAUGCCUCUUCACACAGACAUGGGAAUUGGGUACAAAAGGAGUAUUGUUAAUAUUUUGAAAUUCUAAGUAGCUCCAUUUGCUCUUCAUCUUUAUUGGGAUCAAAAGGAAGUACGUUCAGAAAGCUGCCUUGAUCUAGAAGAAUCUAUUCAUCUACCUGCCUUUCGCCCAGGUGGUUUUACAUCUCUUAUCCAACUACUCCUUUCUAGAAAGACUCCUAGAGUAAGCCUUUUAGAUGGCUUCAAGCAUCUACCGAGGAAGUCCAUGUGGUCUCUCUAGGUCCUGCCGACACUGCUGGAGAUAGAGCGUGGCCAUUCCUGGAUUCCAGUUGGGCUUUGGAGACACAAUGCUGUGAAUGUGCUUGCAGAGUUUGCUCAGAAUGGCAACUCUAUACCUCUGAAAAAUCUCAGCAGUCGGGAUGAGCAGAACAAAGAAUACUUGCUUUCUGUUACCGUUUUGUUUUUCUCCCAUGCCAGUCACCCAUCCAGACUUGCUUGCACCCUAAAAUCCCAUGCAGCUUCAUGGUUUCUUUAGAUUGUACCGAUUCCAACAAACCAUGUUGUGUGGCUGCCAGGAGCUGUUCAGAGUCCUUGGAGAUGUGGACAAAUCACGAUAGCAUUCUCAGUCUCCCAUAGUCAUAGGUUUUAGGAAUAAAGAUGUCAUUUGAUAGCUUGCUCUGCCAGCUGGAUGUAGCACAAGGUUAGUAUCAGAGCACAGGGACAUCUUGCUGAGCAAGGAACUUCUUCCCAUACCCAUCUCUGUCCCUAGGUGGGCUGGAGACAGUGUAACAUGUCAAGGUUAGGCUGGACAGUGAUGCAGCUGCUCACACCCUAUGGGGCCCUAGCUCUCCACGUCCAUCUGUAAGCAGCUGAGGUGCCUUGUGUUCUGCUAUCAGAUGUAGGACCCCUGCCCCAGUGUGCAAUGCUCACCUUUGCUGUGCCUCUCUUGAAAUGGUGCUUCUUCAACUGUUUGCUUUCAUUUGUAAGGUGCUGUAUAUACGUUGAACAUAUGCACAUACUUUACCCAAUGGGUAGAACAAGAAACUAAUACUGUAAUAUAUUGUAUAGAUACCAGUUUUACCAGAAAUGGCAUAAUACUUAAGAAUGCCUAUGUACUCCAUCUUUUGUAAGGAAAUGAUUAUGCAAAUGAUUACAUAAAGAUAAAGUCUAUGUAGUUUAUUUUCCUAUGAAAUAUAUUAACACCAUGGGAUGGAGUCUGGACAGCAGGCAGCAGUUUAUGACCAGCACAUACACGGGAACUGAAUUGUACCUUUGCUCUGAAACUUUAGCAGUCUCUAAAAUGUUUUUAAUCCCUUUAGAAAUGGACCAGUUUGGUUCUUUUAGUCAGGGGGAAAGCUGUAUUUCCACUUGCUCUCUGUGCAGGCCUUCUCUCUCACUGCAGUACCAGCUGCCAGGCCUUACUGGGAUGUGCAAACCUUUGAAGAAGACACACAUGGUGUCAAAAAAUGAGUAACCUGCAGCCGGAGGCAAUUUAGCCUCAGAGCACUUGUGACCCUUUGUGUCCCAUGUUUCUCUGUGCCUUGUCUUGUAAAUGGAAGCAAUGAAGCCAAUGGACUGUCUGGAAUUUGUAGGGAGAGAGUGGCUCAGAAAACAGACCCAUCAGGAAAGAUGAUUAGGGUAGGGGAAAUGUUUUGGGUUGUCUCUAGAGAAUUGCCAAUCAGCUGAGAGCAGACAGACUUGUAAGUGCAUUCCUAUUGUAUUCUGUGGUAGUCCUGAUCCCUCAGUUACGUUAUAUGUUAGACUGCACGUAAAGUCACACUUCUCCCUUUCAGCUCCAGUUUAGUCUUUAGCAUCCAAUUGUGGCUUUGGCAUUCUUAAGUUUCUUCCUUUGUCCCCCCGCCCCCCCCAUCCCCUCUCAAGUAAAAAAGCCUUGGUGUCCAUUAAAGCCAGCAUGGGUAUAUGAAGUGUUAACAGUGAUCGUGGAAUGCUGCCGUCCAGUCUAAUCCAGUGUGUCACUAAUGAUGUCUGGGGAAUUCCGGGCUUUUUACUUUUUCUGUGGUAUGAGCUCUGACUUUGAAAGUCAGAGACAGAAUUAUCCCCAAUCAGGAAAAAAAAAAUGCUCUAAGCUAUUACUACUUAUUCUGAAUGUGCAACUCUUAGUGCCAAUUCGGUCCUUUUUAACAGCUCCCUGCAAGAGCUGGGUAAAAAUGUCAAUAGAUCCCUCCUAAGUCCCAUUCAAGUCCAAGUCAGUGUCUCUGUCUAUUGCAGGGUACACCCUCAGGAUCCCUGGGGUCAAGACCCAAGGCUCCAUCACUGUAAGAAAAUGAGCACUCUACUGAGCAUGGGAAUGUUCUAGACUCAGUAGUAAGAUGCAUGACCAACUCGGUUCUGCAGACCCGGCCUGGCUGAGGAUCCCUUUCAAUGAUGCUGCUUCUAUCAGAUGCACUUGCCUUUCAAAAAUCUCAAUUCCAAUUAAUAUCCUUGUUGAGUUUAAAAUAUAUACACUAUCCACAACACUUAGUUCACUUAAUUUUUAUUAUAAAGUAAAAUCUACUAAAAAAGUGCAACUGUAUUUGCAUCUUCCAAUCUUUGUGAGCUAUGAUAAUCAGAAGUCAAAGUCCUUUUGUGUUUAAACAACCAUGUGCUUACUCUUUAACGUAACUUCUGGUUAUAUAAGGGAAAUGGUUCGCAACUGUCAUCCGCCUGCAUCUUUUGCUCAGGUGGGGAUACAGUCUAGACCUCAGGUCUCUAACUGCAAUACUUUUGAUGAAAGACGUUGCACAAGUGCUGUUUGUUAGCGAUGAAAUCAGGUUUCUGCUUGUUCCUAAUGCCAUGAUCAAAUCAUAGCACAAACUCAUUAAAAAUAAUCAGUGACAAAUAUCUGU